AUGGCUUCCUCCACCACCAUAACCCGCGAAAACGUCACGCGCCUCUUCCCCGAUGUACACACGCGCCUCAUCGGCGCCGACCUGGCACCCACCCAUACGCCUUCCACCAACGGUGCCUCGAAUACCACCUCGGACGACCUCCUCGCCGGCUACGACGAGGAGCAAAUCCGGCUCAUGGACGAAAUGUGCAUCGUGCUGGACCACGACGACGCGCCCAUCGGCUCCGCCUCCAAGAAAGCAUGCCAUCUGAUGUCCAACAUCAACCAGGGGUUACUGCACCGCGCGUUCUCGGCGUUUCUGUUCGAUCCGAAGAGUAAGAAGCUCCUCCUGCAGCAGCGCGCCAGCGAGAAGAUCACAUUUCCGGACAUGUGGACGAAUACGUGCUGUUCGCACCCGCUGGCACACCCCGCCGAAACAGGCAACGGGGAAUUGUCGAGUAAUGUGGAAGGGGCGAAGCGGGCGGCGCAGCGCAAAUUGGGCCACGAACUGGGCAUUUCGGCCUCGCAGGUGCCGGUGUCGGAGUUCAGUUUCUUGACGAGGAUCCAUUACCUGGCACCGUCGGAUGGGAAGUGGGGCGAGCACGAGAUCGACUAUAUCCUGUUUAUUGAGGCGGACGUGACGUUGGAUAUCAAUAAGAAUGAAGUGCAGGAUACGCGGUGGGUGAGUCCCGAGGAACUGAGGCAGAUGUUCAAGGACGUCGAGAGUGCGAGUGGGAAGGACCAGGCUCUGAAAUACACGCCCUGGUUCCGACUCAUCUGCGAAGGCAUGCUCUUUGAGUGGUGGGACAAGCUGGCGCAGGGAAAGCUGGGCGAGGUCGCAAACGAGAGCCAGAUUCGGCGGAUGUGA
Molecule: messenger RNA, 846 nt
Organism: Cladophialophora yegresii CBS 114405
Lineage: Eukaryota; Fungi; Ascomycota; Eurotiomycetes; Chaetothyriales; Herpotrichiellaceae
Product: isopentenyl-diphosphate delta-isomerase
Exons: 1
Coding region: 1-846 (281 amino acids)
Biological process (GO): isopentenyl diphosphate biosynthetic process; isoprenoid biosynthetic process
Cellular component (GO): cytoplasm
Molecular function (GO): isopentenyl-diphosphate delta-isomerase activity
Source: RefSeq, a predicted model, not a curated record